Phyllotreta striolata is the source of this 3266-nucleotide messenger RNA. The record is from the annotation of a GenBank genome assembly. NCBI's taxonomy places the organism in Eukaryota, Metazoa, Arthropoda, Insecta, Coleoptera, Chrysomelidae.
UUGAAUAAUAGAUUAAUUUUUCAUUAAUUUUUACUAAACAAUAUCGGUGAAGUUAAUAUACGAAGUUUCAUUUCAAUUUUUCCUAACUCAUAAUUGAUGCCUUCUACGAGCCAAACGAGAAUAACCUGAGUUUUCAGUUUGUAUUAUGAAUGUGUACUACGCCCAUGAUAAUCUAAAUCGAGAUCCGGGCGUGAGCGAUUGCGAUACGAUGGCCGAAUUAGCCGCUUUGUUGAGAUCCGAGAUCCCGGAGGGGCGUAGCAGCCUGUCCGAGAACCACACGAACCUUCAACGAGUGGCCGAAUACUGCGAAGCCAACUAUUUCCAAAACGAAAACAAACGGCUGGCCCUGGAGGAAACGAAAAACUACACCACCCAAUCCCUGGCCAGUGUAGCCUAUCAGAUAAACACUCUCGCAUACAAUUUCUUGCAAUUGCUCGAUCUCCAGACCACCCAAUUAUCCGAAAUGGAGAGCCAAAUGAACCACAUUUCCCAGACCGUAAUGAUACACAAAGAAAAAGUAGCCAGAAGGGAGAUCGGCGUACUGACUGCCAAUAAAUCCACUAACAGACAGUACAAAAUUAUCGCACCGGCAAAUCCUGAAAAACCCAUCAAGUAUUUGAGAAAAGCCAUCGAUUAUACCAUAUUCGAUGAUAUUGGGCACGGUGUAAGAGGCUCCGGUACACCGAGACAACAGAAACAAAGAGUAUCGAGUCAGGGUAGCAUACAUUCCUUGAAUUCCAUGCAGGGUAAUCCCAUGGUAGGUCCAGCACCAACUACUAAACCCCCUACACCGCCUCAAGUGUCUCGAACAUCCAGCAAAGUUUCCGUUACUGGCGGCACGUUAAGCAAAGGCAGCCGAGAAUAUAGAACACCUCCCGCUGUAGCUCCUCCACAGGUGCCUAGCCAUUACGCUCCGAACUACCCCAUCGGGCAUCCCCGUCGCGAAAGAGGCCCCGGUUACGGCACCUUACCCAUGACCGGAGCCCACCAGAGCGCCCCGCAAGUCGGCAUGGUCCAUCCGAUGACCCAGCAACAGCAGGUUAUCCAGCCACAAACGCCGCCUCCGCCCCCGCCGCCCGAUUCCAGAAACUACAUGCAGGAGCAGCACAUGAGCAUGCCUCCUCCUCCGUCUCCGUUGAUAAACACCCAGGAGAUGGUGCUCUCGUCGAACCAGCACCAUCCGAUGAUGAUGGGGGGCCAGCACGUGCCCGUACCGCAGGGCAGCCUCGGCAUGCAUACCUUGUCUCACGCCCAGGGCCAUCGCAUUUCGCAGCAACUGGCCGCGAACUUCGCCAGGCAGAACAGCGGCGCCCAGUCGCCGCCUUUGCCGCCGCCGCCGCCGCCGGAGGACGAGCACGAGGCGUUCGGUAGGCCCCACAGUUCGGGCGUCAUGCCGAUCGUGCCGGACGAGGAGGAUCUGCCCGGGUGGGUGCCGAAGAAUUACAUCGAGAAAGUGGUGGCUAUUUAUGAUUAUUACGCUGACAAGGACGAUGAGUUGAGUUUUCAGGAGAGUUCGGUUAUAUACGUGUUGAAGAAGAACGAUGAUGGUUGGUGGGAAGGUGUCAUGGAUGGUAUAACGGGGCUCUUUCCGGGGAAUUACGUGGAACCUUGCGUAUAAAAGCGAUAGUUUUAUUAUUGAUUUAUGACAUUAGCACGUUUUAAAUUUACAUUUAAGGAUAUCACAUUUCUUUACAUUGAUUUUAGAAUCAUUUGAUAUUGUUGCGGAUCUACUGUGAUACGUUUCUUUUCUGAAAUAGUUAAAAAUUUGUUUGAAAUUUUCCACGAAAUAGCUGAAUUUUGCUAAUUUAGACUACAUUUGAAUAUUAGUUAUCGAAUUGCACGACUUGUCACAAGUUUAAACUAUUUAUCUGAAGUUAUUCCAUGAAGUAUAUUAUGAUUGUAUGUAUUUAGUUUUAUUCUUCUAUAUUCAUCUUUGCCUUAUGUGUGCAAUUUGAGCCAAGUUUUUUCCGUAUUACUAGCAUAGAAUUUUAUAUUAAUGUAGGAUAAAUACACUCUAGGAAUAGUAGAUAUUAAAUUUUUUAUGUUACAAUUUAUUUAAUUCGAUAGGGAUAGUCAUGUUGGCUCUUAUACAAAAACUGCCUAUUAUCUGUAUAGUAUUUUAUAUUGCUUUUAUGCUAUGGGUUUGUAAUAAGUACAUUACAUUUUUAGAGAACAUGGUACAAUUAGGAAAAUUUAUUUGAGCUUAGUUUAUGAUUUUACGAAUAAAGCAAAUAUUGAUGAAUAUUUAUUUAUUUACAUUAUUUUGUUGUUUCAUAAAAGUUUUUAGCUACAUCAAGAACAUCCUUUACAUCUUCAUAACGUUCACCUUUAGGCAAAUAUGGAGGAGUAAAUUCUCUAUAUGCCAGGCAAACUCUUCGACUAGUUAUAUCUUCUCGCAACACCUGAUGCUCCCAAUCGUACCUAGCAGCUCCGUAUAUCACCAGCAGGGAUCUUUUAGGCAUUGGUAUCCUCACAAUAGGAUAUAUUUCACCUUCUUGCAACCACUUAACAUGGUAAUUGCUGUUAUCUGUGCUAAUUUUUCCCCUUUCAGUUAGUACAGAAGGAUAACUCUUUACGCAGUCCAAAUUGUAUCUGUUAGGCUUGUCGUUGUAAGUCAUGGUAAGUACGGAAUCGGCAAGUAAAUUCACAGUGAUUAUUCUUUCUCCCCAUAUCCAGCAGUCGUCGAUGUGAGGAUCGAUGUGGGCCCCUUUUUCCGGAGCGUACUCUAAAGAACAUUGCUCGAUAACUUCAUAAUCGUUUAGCAUGUCGAUCGAUCGGAAUUUAUCCUGUACGAACUUUGUAUUGAUCGGAAAACCGUUAAAGUUGCCUAAACUGAUCUUUCGUUUUUUGAAAUUGCAUUUCGGGCCGAAAUUCUGCUUCCUUCUGCCGCUUUGAGAGAGAUCCCAGGGCAUCGAAUCGAGCGCUUCGAUUAGCCCCUGUUCUUCUUCCUCUGUUAAAAAAUCGGGGUCUAUGUAGAUUCCUGGGUAUUCUAUCGGUUCUCCUUCGUGAUUCUCGUGUGGAUUAUCCUCCACAUUCCAGCCCGGCCAAGCUUUAUUGCACUUGUAACAGUAGAUGUAUUUGCCAUUUUGGAUAUUCAAGUUGUUUGUUUUGAUUAUAUUGAAUUCGUUUUCGCACGUAUAACAAGAUCUUGAACCUUUGCAUCCGCAGGAUCUAGUUUUAUGCAUUAUAAUAAUUGCAGUACAUAAAAUGAAAUAAAAAUAUUUUGUAUUAACUUUAUUUUUAUUUAACCUAAAAGUUCUUCUUUU